AAUCCAUGCCUCAUUUAACAUCAUUGGAUCUAAGAUAUAUCCAAUGGUCCUGGUUAAUCCUACCUAAAUCCCCUCCAUCCUAGGGUUUUGUAUAAGAUGCGACCAGUUGAGUGUUGAUGCUCAUUUUCGCCGAGCAUAGCUGACAUUGUCCUUCUACAGUGAGCCAUCCAUACUCAGACAGAAUCAUGGCGCUGUCGACCAAGGAGAAGGACAUUCAGAUGCUGCUGGCGGCCGAAGCUCAUCUCGGCACCAAAAACUGCAACUUUCAGAUGGAGCGCUAUGUUUUUAAGCGCCGAAAUGAUGGAAUAUACAUUAUCAACCUUGGGAAGACUUGGGAAAAGCUUCAGUUGGCUGCGAGGGUUAUUGUUGCAAUAGAAAACCCUCAGGACAUCAUUGUCCAGUCUGCCAGGCCCUAUGGUCAGAGGGCCGUCCUCAAGUUUGCCCAAUACACUGGGGCCCACGCAAUUGCUGGACGUCACACCCCUGGUACUUUUACCAAUCAGCUCCAGACUUCCUUUAGCGAACCAAGACUUCUCAUCCUUACUGACCCAAGAACUGAUCAUCAGCCAAUUAAGGAAUCUGCUCUAUCUAACAUCCCAAUAAUUGCCUUCUGUGACACUGAUUCCCCGAUGAGAUACGUUGAUAUUGGUAUUCCAGCAAACAACAAAGGGAAACACAGCAUUGGCUGCCUAUUUUGGCUCUUGGCGAGGAUGGUGCUCCAGAUGCGUGCGACAAUUGCUCCAGGGCACAAAUGGGAUGUCAUGGUUGAUUUAUUCUUCUACCGGGAGCCUGAGGAGUCUAAGGAAGAAGAAGCAGAGGAAGUUCCUGCUAUAGCAGAUUAUGCUGAUUAUUCAGGUGCUGCUGCUGCAGUUACUGGUGCCGAGUGGUCUAGUGGCCAAAUCCCUGAAGGUCAAUGGUCUAUUGGUGAUGCUCCUGCUCCAGCUGCAAGUGGUUGGGCUGCAGAUUCAACUGUUGCUGCUGCUGACGGAGGGUGGGACUCGGCUGUGCCACCACCAAUGGCGGUCGAAGGAGUACCUGCUGUUACUUCAACUGAGUGGCAAUAAAUAUACAGUUUUGAAUCACAUCAUUUUCUGUUUAUUUUUUCGGUUGUUAAGAGAUGGAACUCUAAUUCACAUCCUGUCCUUUUUCAUUAAUUUAUGUAACAAUGUUUUGGAGCCACUUCAUUAAUGUUCAUUAUUUUCGUUAUUGUUGUAGCUGACAUAGUUAUAUCUAUUUCUCGCUGGGAAGGCAUCUUUUGAGAUUAUACUAUAGAUUUCCUUUUAUAUGUUUGCAGAUAGGUUCUUGUUUUAUUUUUUUUCGUAUGUGAUGUUUGCAGAAUUUGCUUGUGCUUUCGAGUUAAUGGAUAAAUCUGUGAAGUAUUUCGAAGGGAAAAAUGCAAUAGAAAAAACAAUUGGAAUGUCGUUCUGCUUUUAGUAACUAAUGUU
Striga asiatica is the source of this 1445-nucleotide messenger RNA. The record is from the annotation of a GenBank genome assembly. NCBI's taxonomy places the organism in Eukaryota, Viridiplantae, Streptophyta, Magnoliopsida, Lamiales, Orobanchaceae.